AUGUAUCCGACAAUUACUUGUCAGGUAAUCGGUGACGAGUUUCUGACGGAUCCGUGCAGGCUGGACCAUGAAUGCCGACCAGAAAAGUAUGUCAGAGAGAGAGGAGACAGAGCCGUCUACGAGGAGCUGAAACAUGUUAGGGAGGACUCCAAAUACGCUGCAAUAAAGCCAGUGCAGGUAUUUUUCGAUCUCGUGGCCCAGCGUCGAGAAGCGGACAACGAGCCUGAGAAAAUGGGUGAAUCGCUCAGUUACGAUGGAAAAUGUGCCGGAGGAGUUCCGCAAGCUUCCAUGAUGGCUCUCCGUUUCUGCAACUGGACGAACCGGGGUUCCACAUUUAUUUCUCCACCCGGAACCAUCCAGAUGGCGCGCGAGAAUGGGCUUUAUGGCACUGUGGCCGACGGGUCUCACAGCUUGCAGCCGAAGACCUUGGGGCGCUAUGCGCAGCUGUACUGCGUGCAUGGUGUCUGCAACCAAGACCUUGACGUACCACUGAUGUUCUGCAUAAUGGAAAAGAAAACUCGUCGCGGGUACAAGAGAGUAUUCGAGCACCUGAAGAGGAGUCUGCUAGGUGAAACACCCAGGCGCAUAGUGCUUGAUUUCGAAAAAGCUGCCAUCCAUGCGGCCAAUAAGGUAUUCCCAAAUGCGACUGUUGAAGGAUGUGCCUUCCACCUGGCGCAAGCGUGGAACCGCAAAAGAAACCAUUUGGGGCUCCAGAGGUACCUGAAAGGCGCAGAAAAGGAUGAACGCGUGGUCAACUGGUGGGAAACGCUAAAAGGUAGCGUGAAUUUUUUUGUUCAUUGUGUGCAAAUUAAUAGUACAUACAUAUCUGCAGGAAUGGUAUUCCUCCCGCAAGAUCUGUGGCCUGAAGUACGAGCACUACGCGGUCCACCAGUGCCGAGUGGCGACUUGCAUGACAGAUGCCAAGAUUUCCUUAAUUAUUUGGAAACCACCUGGCUGAGUGGGCCGUUCAAAGAUCUGUGGUGCAAGUGGAGAGUUGAGGAGUUGAGGACGACUAAUCUUGCCGAAGCCUUUCACAGGAGAAUACAGGUCUUGGCAUCGGUUGAUCCACCCACCGCUAAGCGUUCUGAUCGAUAUUUUGAGAAAGCUCAACUAUGA
Molecule: messenger RNA, 1116 nt
Organism: Cooperia oncophora
Lineage: Eukaryota; Metazoa; Nematoda; Chromadorea; Rhabditida; Trichostrongylidae
Source: the annotation of a GenBank genome assembly